AUGGCGCAAAUAUCAUCACCUGGCGAAGGCGCCGAUGCAUGGAAUCCAGCAUCGCUACCGGAAGGUGGCCUACACGGGCCUACCGCGACUGCAACCGAAGCUGCUUCAUCCAACACCGUGGUCGCAGAUAACGCGCAAGAACCUCUUCAAUCUAACGUGAAAUCGCCGCUCAGUGAUGACGACUAUUCUGCGUGGGAUAUGCCUGAGGACACGCCAGCUGCUCAACCAGAGCUUACAUCCUUGGAUUCCGUUCUGUCGGAUGUGCCCCCGAGCCUUGAUGACACCGCAGACCAUGGUCAGAGCGAUCCACCGCGCAAUCCGAGCCUAACGAGCCCGAACCCCCCCAUAGCCACUGAAGUCCCGCAAAUCGAGAGCGGUGGGUCUGAUGCGAUCUUUGCGCAGAACGAUGAUUCAGUGGACUUCUCGGAGUUACUGGCAAAAGAUCCGAUUGUGGAGGAACCUCUAGGUCAAUCACAAGUCCCUGAAGCGGAAGCCGCCAGCGAAGUUGCACCUAUUGAAGAUAUACUAGCGGAAGCUCAUCCAGUAGGAUCUCAAACAGCCGAAGAAACGUCGGCUGAACCCCUGGAAUCCAAGACAACUCCAACGGAAUCUUCGUCCGUCACCGCAGUGUUCGAGUCCAGCGAAGGGCCAGACGAUUUUUCCGCUCUGCUGUCUGCAAAUGCUGAUUUAACGCCUAUCUCACCGGAGGCUGAUUUUGCUAGGGAGAGGACUUCGCCUAGCGAAGUCUCUCAACAGGCUACACAAACCCUCCCCGUAGAUUCAUGGACCGGAGCGUCCUCUACGGAGCAGGAAGCGCCCCCGCAUGAGGACAAUCAACUCGCAGAUCAAACCAUCUUCGAUGAGCCAGUACAGUCGACUGCUUCUAUGCAAAUGAACUUCGAUGUACCUGUUGAGGAUGCAAGUGCAGAUGGCAGUGGUGUUUGGGGAAAUCAAGCCGACGGAGAAUUGGAUUCCGAUGGUGAUGAUUUUUUCAACCAACUCAAAACCCAGACCAAACCGAUUUUCGCACCAGAAGCGGAGUCGAGAUUUGAAGAGGGCGUUCCCUUAUUAGAGGAAGACAGUCCAGCAGCUACCCCAGAACAUGCAGUGCGCAACGAUACUGUGGCAAACGAUCCUUUUGUCAAUGACAAUGAUGAUGCAGAGGGUUUCUUUAGCUCCGCCAAACCGUCGGAGGCCAUUGAAGAGCCGUUCCACCUUACUCGCAAGAGCACAGACCAGGUGAUGGAAUCGGUUGGAUUCGAUAUUAAUUCCCCGACAAGUGAUAUCUCGGCAGCGGCCCAAUUCGAAGAUGUUAUCAAGGCCGCGACCUCUGAGCCGCAGAAACCUCAAACACAGCCCAGCGUGCCUGUACCAUCUGAGGAAGAUCUUGCUGCACGAUGGGAGGCAGAGUUAAGCGAUGCAGAGGAAGAUGACCUUGCAGCUCGCUGGGAAGCCGCAUUGGAUCUGGAAGAUGACAUGGAAGAUGAUCUCCCGGAGCCAGCCCAUCAUGAACCCCAGAGCCCAGCGGUUAUUGGCUUGAAUAGUCCUUUCGAGACACCCCAACAGCGGCAAACUCCGCCUAGGCCCAUUCCUGGUAUAUAUGCGCCUCAUCAACCAUCUACGGCGGAUUUGGUGGGAGGUAUGGAUUUCCCAGGAGCACCGCCCACGAAUACCAGCAUUCCACCGUACUAUACCCAGCAGCCGCCAAAUCCAGUCACUAGCAGAGGAGAAAGUUUCGCUGAGCGGUCAAAAGAAGGCUACAAGUCUCCUUACGAUCUUCCCGAUGACUUGUCUCGGCCUCGACGGUCUGUUCUCACUCAUAAGCCUACCCCUCCGAAGGUGGACAACAGCAUGCCGCCGCCACCACCUCCAGGGAGUAACAUGAUGCAAAGCUCUACCCCAUAUGCUGCUCCUCCUGCGUCCACGCCUCCUGUGGGCCCUGCGGCAGCCGCUCCUCCGCCCGCACCGAAGAACUUCUUUGAGGAGCUUCCAUUGCCUCCCCCACGUUCUAGGCCUGCCAGCUCAGGGCGGUAUACUCCAGGACCUUCCGGUCCCGCGUUGGCUGGUACAUCAGUCGGUGCGACGUCGCAAAGCCCAUAUGCACCCCUACCAGGUCCAGCGCCUGCUCCUCCAGGGGCUUCCACUGGCGCCCUUCCUCUCCAGUCUUCGCUCCAGCCGCCAGAGCUCUUGGAUCCGUAUGGCCCCGUUGGAGCAUUAGCCUCGAGUGCGCCUGCUGGUCCUCCUGCCACCUCAAGGUAUUCUCCUAUGCCUCCUACUCUGCAACCUUCAGGGAAAUCUUCUUCGGGACCAAGAUACUCGCCUGCGCCUCCGCCUUUGUCCGCUGGUCGCAACCGUUAUGCCUCUCAGCCGCUUGAUGUUCCUGGUCAAGGUACCAACCUGCCUUUCCAACCCCGUACAUCAAGCCCUCUGGCAUACCACGAAAAAGUUUCGUAUCAACCCGAUGGUGCUCAGCAGCAGCCUCCGCCGCCGCCGCUUCAACCCCCAUCCCUUCAGCCUUCUGUUGAUCUGUCUCCGCCUCGUCAGCGCCAAAGUGUCGAUCAAGGGUCGCCUUAUGCUCCGCAGUUGCCCAAUGGCUCUGCCGAUGCUGCAAGCCAGGUAGCUGGAAGUCCGCCUGGUGGUUCGCAACAGAAGGGCCGUUAUGCACCUCAGGAGUACAUGAAUCAAUUUACUCAACGUAUGGCACCCAACAACACCUACGCUCCUAAUCCUGCCGUCGCCGAUGCUCAGCCUUAUGCCCAAGCAAACGAGCCCGGAGUUGUUUCUCCUCGCAGGUCUCAAACUCAGUCACCUGGCCAGCAGUUGACCAGCCCGCGAGCAUAUGUACCGCCCAUUGACACUUUACCCCGUCCAGCUUCGGUACACGGGUCGAGCUCGCCGACCAAGAUUGCGAACCCGUAUGCACCUCAGCAAGCGGCCGCAAGUCGUGCUCGGGCUGUUUCUCGAGCUUCUCAGCAGCUUGCUUUCAUUGUUCCUACUGAUGGUCAAGAGCAAGAUCCUUUGCAACGUUGGAAGGGUGCUCCCAUAUUCAAGUUUGGAUUUGGCGGAGCUGUGGUGUCAUGUUUUCCCAAGCAUAUCCCUCGUUAUUCUGCUGGUGUAACAACACCUAUGAUAAAGCCUACGCUUGGUGAACCUAAGCAUUCUCAGAUUGAUGCAUGGCUACCGACUGGCGAAACCAUUGUGCCGCAUCCUGGUCCUCUCAAGGCCAAGUCCAAGAAGAAAGAUGUCUUGGCAUGGCUCUCUAGCAAAAUUGCGGCUUUUGAAAACGAGGAAACACCCGGGUUCAGCCCACAGCAGCCUGAUAUCCAGAAGCGCCACGAGGAGAAGAUUUUGCUCUGGAAGGUCGCAAAGAUCUUGGUUGAAAAUGAUGGUACUUUUGAAGGAUCACCUGAAUUUCAGAAAUCCCUACGCCAGGCCGUUUUCCCGAAUCUUGCGGAUUCUCAAACCGCAGAUUCUUACUUUCCGGCGCAGGGUGGUUCUGAAGCAUUUGACCUUCCAUCUCAGCCAGAUGCUGUCGAUGCCCGGUGGAGCGAGGAACUCCGCAACCACUUACUGCUUGGUGAGCGAGAGAAGGCUGUUUGGGCUGCCGUCGAUCGGCGCCUUUGGGGCCACGCAAUGGUGAUUGCUUCUACUAUGGAGAAAAAUAUUUGGAAGCAGGUAGUUCAAGAAUUUGUCCGACGUGAAGUUCGAUCUAGCGGAGGCAAAACAGAGUCGAUCGCAGCUCUUUAUGAAAUAUUUGCCGGGAAUGUUGAGGAGAGCAUUGACGAGCUUGUUCCACCAUCUGCCCGGGCUGGUCAUCAUUUGAUCAGCAAAGCAGGUGGUCAGGGUGCCUCUAGGAACGCACUUGAUGGGCUCGAGAGCUGGAGGGAUACUCUUGGCUUGGUAUUGAGUAACCGCAGCCCCGAAGAUCACCAAGCUUUGCUGGCUCUUGGCAACCUGUUGGCCUCUUACGGCCGUACGGAGGCUGCCCACAUUUGCUUCAUUUUCUCUCGCGGUGCUGUCUUCGGUGGCGCCGAUGAUCCACAGGCCAACAUUGUACUUCUUGGUGCUGAUCACCAGCGCCUCCCUUGUUCCUUGUUGGAUGAUGAUUCUAUCCUCUUAACUGAGGUCUAUGAGUUUGCUACAUCUGUCCUGGGCAACUCCCCAGUAGCCAAUUUGCCGCACCUGCUAGCCUUCAAGCUUAUGCAUGCCAAGUAUCUCGCUGAUCGUGGACGCAAGACAGAGGCGCAGAACUAUUGUGACGCAUUUGCUACAUCUCUCAAAGCAACCACUCGCCCCUCUCCUUAUCAUCAUCAGCAGUUGUUUACGGAAAUUGAUGAGCUAUCGGCGCGCCUUCGUCAAGCUGCCAGUGAUGGAGCUUCAUCUUGGAUCUCAAAGCCCAGUAUGGAAAAGGUGUCUGGGUCAAUGUGGGCUCGCUUCAAUAGCUUCGUUGUUGGUGAUGACAAUGAUGCAGCUUCAACAGGCUCUGGCAAGGCAGGCGAGGUUUCAGACUUUGGACCGUUUGCCAACGUGGCCGGGACACCUACUGUGAGCCGAUCACCAUCUGUAUCGGAUCUAUACGGCUCCUACCCUGGACCAGGGACGCAGCAAAUCCCGCCCGCCGCAAUGCCGGCCGCUGGUUCCUCAAGAUAUCUUCCAUCCAACCAGUACGCAGCCAAUGGUUCGCCGGAACAGUUACGUGGUCGGUCCUCGAUGGAUUCCCAGCGGUCCGUGUCUGGUGGCUUUUCCUUUGGACAGCGUAGACUCUCGCAGGAACCCGAAACCCCAGUGGACUCGACGUUCCCGGGAGCACCAAUGUAUGGAUCUCCAGGCAAUGUUGCAUACCAGCCCACGCCGCCUCAGCAGUCUUAUGUGCCUCUGGCUCCGGUAAAGGAGGAUGCCACGCAAUCACCGGCUGAUGCCACCCAGCCUCCAGUGAAUGGUCUAUUUUACCAACCACCUGGACAGGAAAACGGCUCUGACAGUCAGUCGCCGUAUUACCAAGGCCCACCUGGCAUGCCGCAAGCUGAAAACUCUGGCUAUAUGCCCCCAGCCGCUCCUAAUUCAUAUGAGCCUCCUUCUUACGCUCCAGUCAUGAACCUCGCUCCUGAGGAAAUUGAACCCCAGGAGGAAGAGGAGUCAAAGCCUAAAAAGUCAUUCAUGGACGGCGACGAUGAUGAUGAUCUCGCUGCUCGAGUAGCAAACCUGAAACUAUCGCAAAAGGAAGAGAAUGAUCGCAAGGCAGACGAAGCAUUCCGAAAGGCGGCCGAAGAAGAUGCCAAACGCGGUGAACAGCAAGCUCAAAAGAAGGGCUGGUUUGGUGGAUGGUUCGGGGGAGCUGCCAAAAAGGACGCCGACAAUUCAGGCGGUGGUCCUAUCAGAGCCAAGCUAGGCGAGGAGAGUUCCUUCUACUACGAUAAUGACCUCAAAAAAUGGGUCAACAAGAAGGAUCCCAGUUCAAGUGCUGCCGUCCGUGCUACACCACCGCCUCCACGAAGCUCUGCGCCCCCUAGCCGGGCCAGCUCUGGUAGUAUGCCGCCUCCCCCCGCUCCAUUGUCCGCCGCGUCUGGCAGUCGACCCCAAUCGUCGUCGAGUGAUGCAGCGAAUCUGUCGUCUAGUCCUGCUUUCCCCGGACUCGCUGUCCCUCCGCCAAUGCCACGAUCUGUUUCUACUGGCGGGGCCAUGGCGUCCACUCCGCCUAGACCUACUUCUUCCCUCAGCCAUGCCCAAUCUAUCGAUGAUCUUUUGAGUGCUCCCACAGCUCGCAAGGGGGCCACCACCGUCCGAGGCAGAAAGAAGGGUCGCUACGUUGAUGUCAUGGCUCAAUAA
Molecule: messenger RNA, 5826 nt
Organism: Penicillium longicatenatum
Lineage: Eukaryota; Fungi; Ascomycota; Eurotiomycetes; Eurotiales; Aspergillaceae
Gene: sec16
Product: COPII coat assembly protein SEC16
Exons: 3
Coding region: 1-5826 (1941 amino acids)
Biological process (GO): Golgi organization; COPII vesicle coat assembly; autophagy
Cellular component (GO): endoplasmic reticulum exit site; ER to Golgi transport vesicle membrane
Source: RefSeq, a predicted model, not a curated record